Lymnaea stagnalis (great pond snail) is the source of this 12026-nucleotide messenger RNA. NCBI's taxonomy places the organism in Eukaryota, Metazoa, Mollusca, Gastropoda, Lymnaeidae. The record is from the annotation of a GenBank genome assembly.
GUCUCCAGGCUUGACAGCGUUUUGGGCAGCUUCGCGACGUACGCACGACUGAAGGGCCGCUAUGAUGAUGACUGGAUAGACCGCCUGAACCACCUGUACACCACCAUCAUCCUCAUCAUCUUCACCAUAGUGGUCAGCACCAAGCAGUACGUGGGCGAGCCGAUCCAUUGCUGGUGUCCCGCACAAUUUGAAGAAAGUCACGUGAGUAGCGCCAUAGUGGUUUUUUUUUUACUUUUUUUUUUUUUGUGUGUGUUUUAAAAUAACCCUUUAAAAGCUGUUAUGGGAUAAUGGCUGUCAAAUCUAACUUCAUUCAUUUCAAUUUCUUUGUAACUUGAGGUUAUUUAUCUAGCUCAUUUUUUUCUUAUAGUUCGUUUACUAGAAGGCAAAUGAAACUGUAAACUACAUUAAUUAAAGAGAAUGAAACUGUAAACUACAUUAAUUAAAGAGAAUGAAACUGUAAAGUACAUUAUUUAAAGAAAAGUAAACUGUAAAUUACGUUAUUUAAAGAAAAUGAAAAUAUAAAUUACGUCCUUUAAAGAAAAUGGAACUGUAAGUUAAGUUAUUUAAAGAAAAUUAAACUGUAAAUGACGUUUUUUUAAAGAAAAUGAUACUGUAAAUGACGUUAUUUAAAAGAAAUGACAAGUGCCUUUGUUUGAAAUGGUUCAUUUUGGCCAUUGUGGAAUUUCUCUAACAAUAUUUCAAACAUAAAAACUAAACGCUAGUGCUCAACUUUGUCUUGAACCUAAACAUGUAGAUCAUACAUGCAGUAAUACCCAUUGCAACAUGUAGAUCAUACAUGCAGUAAUACCCAUUGCAACAUGUCGAUCAUACAUGCAGUAAUACCCAUUGCAACAUGUAGAUCAUACAUGCAGUAAUACCCAUUGCAACAUGUAGAUCAUACAUGCAGUAAUACCCAUUGCAACAUGUAGAUCAUACAUGCAGUAAUACCCAUUGCAACAUGUAGAUCAUACAUGCAGUAAUACCCAUUGCAACAUGUAGAUCAUACAUGCAGUAAUACCCAUUGCAACAUGUAGAUCAUACAUGCAGUAAUACCCAUUGCAACAUGUAGAUCAUACAUGCAGUAAUACCCAUUGCAACAUGUAGAUCAUACAUGCAGUAAUACCCAUUGCAACAUGUAGAUCAUACAUGCAGUAAUACCCAUUGCAAUCAUUUUGUUUUAAACGGCCUUACUCCUCGUUCAAGAAAAAUAUUUCAAAGUUAAUCUUUUAAAUGUUCUAUCAAUGCCUAUGAUAAGUGUUCAUGUCAUUUAUUAUUAGCAUGAUUAGACUUUUCAUUGAGUUUAUUUGUUCUCAAACUAUACAGACUAAUACCCCGACAGCAACACACAUGCCCCACCUAAACACAUACCCCCUCCACCCCCUUUUUUAGACUUCCUUUCUUUCUCAUUUUCAACGACAACAACAAAACUAAUCAACAAUCUCAAUAUGAUAUAUGUCACAUGUAUAAAAAAUCAUUGAAUAUUCCAAUUCAGAAUUUCACAUAUAAUCUCUAAACACUUCCUCAUACGACGUGAUUCAUCAGUUAAAAUACCUGCUUCCAAUGUCGUCAUUGGAAUACCUAAUGUAUAGGUCUCGAAACACUUUCUUGACACAUAAGUGCUACAACAUGGUUAUUUGAAUGAAAGGUCUUGUAACAUUACCUCCACAACUGACCUUCUAGUCGACAGACAUAUGACAGACUCUUGUCAUUAAUAACAUCAGACAUCAACAGUCAUUGAUGGCGUCAAAUACAUCUCCAAUCUUUGCCACCAAUCAUUGAAAAUUUCCCAUCACUAAUCGGUGUUAAGGAAUGGUUAAAAUUGUAAAUCUGGGCACUUAAUGUCAACUUCUCAAGAUUCCUUCCUACCAUCCUACCAUCCUACCAUCCUACUAUCCUUCUCUAACCAUCCCCACCAUUCACUAUAGAGGCCUACGUUUUAGGAUUUAAAGGACCCCCAGUUUCUGGACUCUGACAUAUGACGUCAAAGACCUACCUCCUGGCGCUGGACUCUGACAUGACGUUUCCAAUUUCUGGUUAAAUAUAAACAAACAUUAAAAGAUUUAAACUAUCAAGACACACAUCUCUGAUUACUCUCAAGUCUUAAGUCCAACUUCACACAACUAACGCAAACCCAUCUACGCAGUCCUGUCACCAAACAUUUCCACUUCAGAGUGACCAUGCCCACCUUUGACCAAACAUUCCCAACCAAAAGUGACCAUGCCCACAUUUGACCAAACAUUCCCUCCCAAGAGUGACCAUGCCCACAUUUGACCAAACAUUCCCAACCAAGAGUGACGAUGCCCAGCUUUGACCAAACAUUCCCAACCAAGAGUGACCAUGCCCACAUUUGACCAAACAUUCCCAACCAAGAGUGAUCAUGCCCACAUUUGACCAAACAUUCCCAACCAAGAGUGACCAUGCCCACAUUUGACCAAACAUUCCCAACCAAGAGUGACCAUGCCCACCUUUGACCAAACAUUCCCAACCAAGAGUGACCAUGCCCACCUUUGACCAAACAUUCCCAACCAAGAGUGACCAUGCCCACCUUUGACCAAACAUUCCCACCACCUAGUAAGUUCCCCCACAUAUUCUGACCAAUGAGUAACCCAGCCCGCCACCAUCAACAGCACUAAUCACAUGACCAUCCCCCACCCACCGCUUGCCUGGUCCAUCAACAGGUGGACUACACCAACAACGUUUGCUGGGUGUCCAACACGUUUUUCGUCCAUUUCAAGGACCAACCUCCGCGCUACACGGACCUCAAUAGCGAUAUGGAGAUCCAGUACUACCAAUGGGUGCCGCUGAUCCUUCUGUUCCAGGCAUUGCUCUUCAAGGUAGCCGUCCUGGGGCAGUACUCACCUGGCAGCGUCUCAGGCUGUCACGUGAUCUUAUAACAGACGCUAAUCUGCCGGAUAUUUUUUUUUGGUGCUCCAAAUUAAAGAUUGGCCAGAUUUCUGUCCUAAAUGUACAAGGUUUCAUGCCAGUGGUUGCCGUUAAUCCAGAGUUUCUAUUUUUAAUUCUCCACCGCGAAGUUGCAUUUUGGUAUAAUCGGUCAAACGAAUACGAUACCGAUGACUGUAAGCCGUCCUAGAAAUAUCGUUGUGGGGAAAGUAAUGCAUGCUCUAGAUACUUAAGAGUAGUCAGUCUCUCUGUUCAUUUCAAAACCCCGUAUGUAGACUAAACGUAUUGUUCUAUUUCUACCCUGCCUGCAUUGGUGUGUAGAUGAAGAGGAUUUCAGUUAACAUGGGUGAUAAGCCAGUUCUUUGUUUUGAUGCGAUCCACACGAAAUCGGCUUCUUUCUAUUUUCAGAUGUUCCCUAUAAAUAAUCUCUGUGUCUCCCUACGUUAGACUUUAAAUCACAUCCUAUAGACUUGGUCUUGUUUUUUUAGUGGUAGAAAAUAAACAACAGAAAAUCACAUUUACACUAUCCCCCAUGGAAACCUUUUCACAUCACUUCGAAAUAUUUAAUGAAGAAAUUCUCACACAUCAGUAAAGGACUUCUCAAAUGAAAUGAUUUCUUUGAACUAUUUCCUUUUAUGCAUCACGUCUGUAACAGUCGGUCAUUUUUAAAGGUCACAUUGCGUCACACUGACCUCAACCUUCACCCUCUUGGGAACGUUAUAAAGUGAAUCUGUGGGAUGAAAAUAUUGAAACAUAAUGAUCCCUCGCAUUCAUCACACAUGAUGUACUCGAGACAAAAGUGUCAUCACAUUCAACACACAUGAUGUAUUCGAGACAAACGUGUCAUCACAUUCAUCACACAUGAUGUACUCGAGGCAAAAGUGUCAUCACAUUCAACACACAUGAUGUACUCGAGACAAAAGUGUCAUCACAUUCAACACACAUGAUGUACUCGAGACAAAAGUGUCAUCACAUUCAACACACAUGAUGUACUCGAGACAAAAGUGUCAUCACAUUCAACACACAUGAUGUACUCGAGACAAAAGUGUCAUCACAUUCAACACACAUGAUGUACUCGAGACAAAAGUGUCAUCACAUUCAACACACAUGAUGUACUCGAGACAAAAGUGUCAUCACAUUCAACACACAUGAUGUACUCGAGACAAAAGUGUCAUCACAUUCAACACACAUGAUGUACUCGAGACAAAAGUGUCAUCACAUUCAACACACAUGAUGUACUCGAGACAAAAGUGUCAUCACAUUCAACACACAUGAUGUACUCGAGACAAAAGUGUCAUCACAUUCAACACACAUGAUGUACUCGAGACAAAAGUGUCAUCACAUUCAACACACAUGAUGUACUCGAGACAAAAGUGUCAUCACAUUCAACACACAUGAUGUACUCGAGACAAAAGUGUCAUCACAUUCAACACACAUGAUGUACUCGAGACAAAAGUGUCAUCACAUUCAACACACAUGAUGUACUCGAGACAAAAGUGUCGUCACAUUCAACACACAUGAUGUACUCGAGACAAAAGUGUCGUCACAUUCAACACACAUGAUGUACUCGAGACAAAAGUGUCACCAGUGCUAUUGGACACUUUUCUACACCACAUAGUGCUUGAUCAGUACACGUAAGCUAUGACUAGCCCACACAAACUAUGACUAGAUCACACAACCAAUGACUAGCCCACACAACCUAUGACUGUCCCACACAAACAAUGACUAGCCCACACAACCUAUGACUCGCCCACACAACCUAUGACUAGCCCAAACAACCUAUUACUAGCCCACACAAACUAGCCCACUUAACCAAUGACUAGCCCACACAUCCUAUGACUAGCCCACACAACCUAUGACUAGCUCAAACAACUUAUUACUAGCCCACACAACCAAUGACUAGCCCAUACAACCUAUGAAUAGCCCAAACAACUUAUUACUAGCCGACACAACCUAUGGCUAGCCCACACAACCUAUGACUAGCCCAAACAACCUAUGACUAGGUCACACAACAAAUGACUAGCCCACACAACAUAUGACUAUCCCACACAACCUAUGACUAGCCCACACAACCUAUGACUAACCUUCACAAACUAUGGCUAGCCCAAACAACUUAUUACUAGCCCACACAAACAAUGACUAGGCCACACAACCUAUGACAAGCCCACACAACCAAUGACUAGCCCACACAACCAAUGACUAGCCCACACAACCAAUGACUAGCCCACACAACCUAUGACUAGCCCACACAACCUAUGACUACCCCACACAACCAAUGACACAACCUAUGACUAGCCCACACAACCUAUGACUAGCCCACACAACCUAUGACUAGCCCACACAACCUAUGACUAGCCCACACAACCUAUGACUAGCCCACACAACCUAUGACUAGCCCACACAACCAAUGACUACCCCACACAACCUAUGACUAGCCCACACAACAUAUGACUAACCUUCACAAACUAUGGCUAGCCCAAACAACUUAUUACUAGCCCACACAAACAAUGACUAGGCCACACAACCUAUGACUAGCCCAAACAAUUUAUUACUAGCUGACACAACCUAUGACUAGCCCACACAACCUAUGACUAGGCCACACAAACUAUGACUAGCCCACACAACCUAAUGACUAGCCCACACAACCCAUGACUAGCCGACACAACCUAUGACUAGCCCACAAACCUAUGACUAGGCCACACAACAAAUGACAAGCCCACAUAUUCUAUGACGUUCACACAUAGAGCGAAUGAAAAGCCCACAUAUUCUAUGAUCAGCCUACACAUCCUAUGACCACACUGUCGAUGACUAGCCAACACCAUAACAGGCCCACACAACCUAUGACCGGCCCACACAACCUAUGACCAGACCACACAACCCAUGACCGGCCCACACAACCCAUCACUGGCCCACAUGGCCUGAUUGCUGACCAUGAUUCUCAUCAGGUUGACUAUACCAACAACGUGUGCUGGGUAGCAAAUACUCACUACGUGCCGUUUGACGCCGCGCCACCCAGGGCGCCCGAGCGACCACUGACAGGCGAGGUGGAAUAUUAUCAGUGGGUCCCUAUGAUACUACUUUUCCAGGCUCUACUCUUCAAGGUAACAACAGAUGCCUUAACGCAGCUUUCUGUGUUUGAGUUUAUCCCUCAGUAGCCAGCGUCCAGCAGUGUGGAGCUCUUUGCCUAACCCAGACAUCAUGUACUAGUUUAAUAGCGUCUUGGUGGAAAACUGUAGGACUUUUGCCAGUCUUGGGUAAAUUUCUUUACAAUAUGCCUAGAAACCAGAUAUUUUUAAAGUAAAUGUAGAUAUAGAUUACAAUAUAGAACGAUGUACAUACCUUUCCAGUAGGGCAAGAACUUAGUAAAUAUCAUUAAAGUGAAUAUAUUUUAAUAAAACUAAAUUCAUUUGAAUAAAAUUUCAUCCCAUUUUUACACCAACAGUAAGUACAGUAAGUUCUCUCUAGAUGACAUUUCAAUUCAUUGUAAAUAACUGUGGAAAAUCAAAUAGAUCUAUAAAAAUAAAAAUAAGUAAAUGUUAUUAAUGAUGAAAUCCCUGGUGGUAUAUUACUGCUCAGAAUAAUAUAAUUGUGAAAGGGCGUUGCCAGUUGUGUAGAAUGUAGAGACAUAUAAGAAAAUAAAACUCAAUUGGUAACAUGGUGGAGACAAUUGCUGGAGUUUGAAGCGGCAGUAGAGAAAAGCAUUGGCAAUACGCUCUAAACAAAUGUGCUUACAAAAUGCAUUAAUCCCUCACUCCCUUUGCAUCACUUUCUCUUUUGUAAUUAUUGUUUGUGUUGGUUUGUUGGCGACGUUUGGUCGUGUGCUCAUAUCUUCACCACUCUGGCAUGAAACAUUCCUCCCCCUCUUCCACGUUCAUAUCUUCACCACUCUUGCAUGAAACAUUCCUUCACCUCCUCCACGUUCAUAUCUUCACCACUCUUGCAUGAAACAUUCCUCCUCCUCCUCCACGUUCAUAUCUUCACCACUCUGGCAUGAAACAUUCUUCCUUCUCCUCAACGUUCAUAUCUUCACUACUCGUGCAUGAAACAUUCCUCCUCCUCCACGUUCAUAUCUUCACCACUCUUGCAUGAAACAUUCCUCCUCCUCCUCCACGUUCAUAUCUUCACCACUCUGGCAUGAAACAUUCUUCCUUCUCCUCAACGUUCAUAUCUUCACUACUCGUGCAUGAAACAUUCCUCCUCCUCCACGUUCAUAUCUUCACCACUCUAGCAUGAAACAUUCCUCCUCCACGUUCAUAUCUUCACCACUCUUGCAUGUACAUUCUUCCUUCUCCUCCACGUUCAUAUCUUCACCACUCUUGCAUGAAACAUUCAUCCUCCUCCUCCGCGUUCAUAUCUUCACCACUCUGGCAUGAAACAUUCCUCCUCCUCCACGUUCAUAUCUUCACCACUCUGGCAUGAAAUAUUCCUCCUCCUCCUCCACGUUCAUAUCUUCACCACUCUUGCAUGAAAAAUUCCUAAUCCUCCUCCACGUUCAUAUCUUCACCACUCGUGCAUGAAACAUUCCUCUUCCUCCUCCACGUUCAUAUCUUCACCACUCGUGCAUGAAACAUUCCUCCUCCUCCUCCACGUUCAUGUCUUCACCAAUCUUACAUGAAACAAUCCUCCUCCUCCACGUUCAUGUCUUCACCACUCUUACAAGAAACAUUCCUCCUCCUCCUCCAUGUUCAUAUCUUCACCAAUCUUGCAUGAAACAUUCCUCCUCCUCCAUGUUCAUAUCUUCACCACUCGUGCAUGAAACAUUCCUCCUCCUCCACGUUCAUAUCUUCACCACUCUAGCAGGAAACUUUCCUCCUUGUCCUCCAUGUUCAUAUCUUCACCACUCGUGCAUGAAACAUUUCUCCUCCUCCACGUUCAUAUCUUCACCAAUCUUGCAUGAAACAUUCCUCCUCCUCCUCCAUGUUCAUAUCUUCACCACUCGUGCAUGAAACAUUCCUCCUCCUCCACGUUCAUAUCUUCACCACUCUAGCAGGAAACUUUCCUCCUCCUCCUCCACGUUCAUAUCUUCACCACUCUGGCAUGAAACAUUCUUCCUUCUCCUCCACGUUCAUAUCUUCACCACUCUUGCAUGAAACAUUCUUCCUUCUCCUCCACGUUCAUAUCUUCACCACUCUGGCAUGAAUCAUUCCUCCUUCUCCUCCACGUUCAUAUCUUCACCACUCUUGCAUGAAACAUUCUUCCUUCUCCUCCACGUUCAUAUCUUCACUACUCGUGCAUGAAACAUUCCUCCUCCUCCACUUCCAUAUCUUCACUACUCGUGCAUGAAACAUUCCUUCACCUCCUCCACGUUCAUAUCUUCACCACUCUUGCAUGAAACAUUCCUCCUCCACGUUCAUAUCUUCACCACUCGUGCAUGAAACAUUCCUCCUCCACGUUCAUAUCUUCACCACUCUGGCAUGAAACAUUCCUCCUCCACGUUCAUAUCUUCACCACUCGUGCAUGAAACAUUCCUCCUCCUCCUCCACGUUCAUAUCUUCACCACUCUGGCAUGAAUCAUUCCUCCUUCUCCUCCACGUUCAUAUCUUCACCACUCUUGCAUGAAACAUUCUUCCUUCUCCUCUACGUUCAUAUCUUCACUACUCGUGCAUGAAACAUUCCUCCUCCUCCACGUUCAUAUCUUCACCACUCGUGCAUGAAACAUUCCUUCACCUCCUCCACGUUCAUAUCUUCACCACUCUUGCAUGAAACAUUCCUCCUCCUCCUCCACGUUCAUAUCUUCACCACUCUUACAUGAAACAUUCUUCCUCCUCCUCAACGUUCAUAUCUUCACUACUCGUGCAUGAAACAUUCCUCCUCCUCCACGUUCAUAUCUUCACCACUCGUGCAUGAAACAUUCCUCCUCCUCCUCCACGUUCAUAUCUUCACCACUCUGGCAUGAAACAUUCUUCCUUCUCCUCCACGUUCAUAUCUUCACCACUCGUGCAUGAAACAUUCCUCCUCCACGUUCAUAUCUUCACCACUCGUGCAUGAAACAUUCCUCCUCCUCCUCGUGGCUUUAUUUGAUCAACUCUGAGCACCUACGCCUCAAGAGCCAUCUUCCCCUAAGGGGGGUAAUGCCCCACAAGUUGACCAAUGGGAAUGCCUGAAAUAGAUGAGGUUGUGGUCAUGCCCCACAAGUUGGCCAAUGGGAAUGCCGGAAGUCGAUGAGGUGGGGGUCAUGCCCCACAAGUUGGCCAAUGGGAAUGCCUGAAGGCGAUGAGGUGGGGGUCAUGCCCCACAAGUUGGCCAAUGGGAAUGCCUGAAGUCGAUGAGGUGGGGGUCAUGCCCCACAAGUUGGCCAAUGGGAAUGCCGGAAGUCGAUGAGGUUUUCUUGUUUGUUGUUGUUUGUUUUUUUCUUAGGCUGGUGUUUUCAAAAUUAGACCAGAAACAUUUCACAAGGUUAACCCUUGUGGUUGUUUGUCACUUAUUAUAGUUUCAGAUAUAUAGAUAUAGAUAGAUAUAGAUAUAGAUAGAUCUGGGCCUAGAUUUAUGUAUAUAUGUAUAAACACGUUAUCUUAGUUAAAGUAUUUAUGUAUUAAAAUUAAAUAUAUCUUUUCAUCAAUAAGACUCAAAAUCCAAGAUGUUCCAUAAUUUCAAAAUAAAAACCAAGAACCCAAGACAUCAGGUUGAAACCCCAAGAUUUUUUUUUGGGGGGGGGGACCCCAAGCACUGGCAACCCUGCUUAGUACUAGUACUGUAGCCCUACAUAUGUUGUGACUUGCGUAAUUUUAAAAAAUCCGCUUAAUGCCAUUAUCAUAUUCCAAAUCGAUUGAGUUAACGAAACAAUUACUACCGUUCAAACCAUUUUUCCUUGCAUAAGUUUAUGGCAAAUAUUUUGAAUGAAUGAACUACUAAUUAAAGUGCAAUGUUGUGGACUCGUAGUAUUGACCGUGAUGACGCAAUAGCUAAACUUUACACAGCGGAGGCAAUAUAUUCUCAAAGCCAUCACCAGCGCUUCUACAAACAGUCAAACAGUCUGGUAUAGCUAUCGUGUGUCUGUCAGCGCGUGUUUGUUGCGCACUCCACUAAAAUGUACGACCUAUUUUGAAUGUUUUCUUGAUGAGACCUAAACAUCGUCGAUCACCGCGUUGGUCAAUAGUGACCGAGUCUGAACAAAUAUGUUUAGACAUCUUGUCAAAUUUUAAAUUUUGGUACUCAACUUUAAAAUAGAUGCAUUCUGGUUAAAUGAAAUCAACUAACUCAUCACGUGAGACAUUCCCCCACUCAUUUUUGUUUUAUUACACUGUCCAAAAAAUCUUUGUAGCAUUGGUUCCCAACAUGAGCUCCUAAGGGCUCCACAGCCGCGCCAAGAUAAUAACAACAACAACAAACACUAUCCGAGGAAAUUGUUUCUAAAUAGGGAUCUGCGAGUCCAAAGUUGUUUGGGAUCCAUUGCCUUGAAGCUUCAGACUACCUCUCCCUCUUAAACGCAUUGCUAUUGCGUGGUGGGAGCGUGGGCAACAUUUUAGUUCCAUGUCCUUCCAUUCUAAAGCCAUUCCUCUCUGUCACUUGGCACCAUGUCACAUUGCCUUCGUCAUUGCCCCCCCCCCCAAAAAAAAACAAAAACAAAAAAAAACUUUGACCACUGAUGAAUUGAAAUUACUGAACGGUAGGCGAAGGGUUAAUGGUGAAACUUUCAGUCAUGGCUCGUAAAUUCUGCUGCAGUUAGUAGUAUUUUGUGUACUCUUAUACCUACCUGCUUUGAGCGUGCCCCCCCCCCCUUUUUUUUUUCUUAUGGCAAGGAAUUGUUGAACUGCCUCCAAUUUGUUUAGAUUUAGCAAAAUGUUCAAAAAGUUAUGAACUCUGGUAAAGAAAAUGAACUCUGGUAAAGAAAAUGAACUCUGGUAAAGAGCAUGAACUCUGGUAAAGAGCAUGAACUCUGGUAAAGAGCAUGAACUCUGGUAAAGAGCAUGAACUCUGGUAAAGAGCACCACUGGUAUCAAGCCUUUCUAUUUAUUAUUUUGCUUUUGUAUUCUUACAUCACUUGUGUAGUUCAAUAAUAAUAUCAGGUCAAUUCAGUUUUGAUUUAUUUCAUUUUAUUUAAAAUUGAGCAAUGUUACGUUUAUUUUGAUAAAGCAAGCUGUGGUCUCACAUUAGUUGCUAUAUAUUUGAAAUACUAAUAUAAAUAUCAUAAAGAUUUUAAAUUUUAUAUCGUUUAAAUUUUCAAUUUAGACUUUUCAAUUUAUUAAAUUAACAGCGUAACUUUUUUGACAAUUGUUUGAUCACUUCCGUUUGUAACAAACUGUUUCUCUCCAUCCCACCAAUAACCCCAGGUGCCUUGUAUACUAUGGCGCAUACUAACAGCGUCUGCCGGUGUCAAUCUCGACAAGAUUGUCACCCUGGCCGCAGAGACCGCGUACGUCGCUCCAGACGAUCGAGACAGGACCAUCAAGCACAUAGUCCGGUACAUGGACAGGUGGAUAGAGAACGCUCGAGAGUACAGGUCUGGGUGCUUCAUCCGACUCCGCCAACAGAUCUCCAAAUACUGCUGUAUCGUGUGGGGCAAGCGCUACGGCAACUACCUGGUCACGCUGUACAUGUUCAUCAAGUUGCUUUACCUCGCCAACGCUAUAGGCCAGCUUUUCAUUCUCAACGAGUUCCUCGGCACAAACUUUAACGUCUACGGCUUCGAGGUGAUGGAUCACCUCGCGCGCGGCGAGAGCUGGUCCGAGAGCCCGCGUUUCCCGAGAAUCACGCACUGCUUCUUCAAGAUACGCCAGCUGACCAACGUCCACGACUACACGGUGCAGUGCGUCCUCCCGAUCAAUCUUUUCAACGAAAAGAUCUUCAUCUUCAUCUGGUUCUGGCUGGUCUUCGUGGCCACGCUCAGCACCUUCAACUUUCUCAUCUGGAUCUACACGAUGAUCUUCAGGCAGCAUCGCCUUCGCUACCUCAAGAAAUUUCUCCGAAUCAACGAUUGCUACAAGUCGGAGCUGGAUAAGAAGAUGGCAGUGAAGUUUUGCGAGCAGUAUCUCCGACAGGACGGUAUAUUUGUGCUCCGGUUGGUCGGCAAAAACGCGAAUGACGUUCUGGUGUCGGAGCUGAUCCUUCAGCUCUGGAACCACUACAGGAACAAGCCGUUGUUCAGGCACGCCAAUCAGAUCAGCGACGACAACAGCAACGUCUGA